Trichoplusia ni (cabbage looper) is the source of this 900-nucleotide messenger RNA. Its product is annotated as elastin-like. The record is from RefSeq and is a predicted model, not a curated record. Bases 61 to 816 code for a protein of 251 amino acids. The transcript has a single exon. Lineage: Eukaryota; Metazoa; Arthropoda; Insecta; Lepidoptera; Noctuidae.
AUUAGUGUAUCGUCAAACAAGGCAUUCAGUAGUACCUAGCAGUAGUACAAACAGUCAACAAUGAAGGUGAUACUCUUGGCUGGUGUGUUCGCCGUCGUAGCCCUGUCAGUGGCUGGAGCUCCAACUUACAAAGAGGAAGAAGUACCUUACGCGAACCAGCGAUAUCUUGAAGACUAUCUUCGUCAGCGACGAACUCCUUACGGAGCCGGGUACGUGCCGCCGUGCGCCGCCGCUGCUGCCAGCCAACUCCAGGUUCCAGUCUACGCCGCCGUGCCGCAGUACGGAGUACCACACUAUGGAUAUUCUGGACCGCACUACCGCAGCGUAGAGCACCAGAACGAUGAGAUACUAGGUUUCUCCGAUAUGGACGUUGUUCCGGAACCUGUGCAGAUGGCAAGAUAUGGAGGCUACGGCGGUGCGGCUUUAGGUGGCCUCCCAGCUGGCGGCUCACCUGUUGGUAUCUCUUCCUACGGCGGGCAUGGGCUCAGCUCGUAUUCAUCAGGACCUGCGCUAGGUGUAUUCCCCAACGCUAGGGUCAGUGGUUGCAACGUUCCGCUGCUAUUCAGCUGUUCGCCGUCUAUAGUGUCUGGACACAUGAUGGAGUCUCAUGGCCUAGGUGGCCUAGGCGGCCUAGCCGGUGCCGGUGGCGCAAGCGGUGCACCGCUGUCCGCCCUGCCGGCUGGUCUGCCAGGAUCGUACAGGAUUGUGGACGAGCCCGUGCACCACGAGGCUCACGUGCAGCAGGAAGCAGCAGAACAUGAACACGCAGAACAUACCGAGGCUGUCCAUGAAGCCACCUCCGCUACACACCAAUAGGCUUACGUCAAUACACAGUGUAAUAGAUUAAGUUAGAUUUAUUACAUCGAUUUUAUUAAAUAAAGUCGUAAUAUUAUAAAUUAA